AUGAUUAAGACUAAAGCUUAUCAAGAUUUGGGUACCGUAAACCCGCUUGAACCUUUAGUUGAACGUACAAAUAAUUUUCCUUAUGGUAUAUGGUAUAACAAACAUAUUACACAAAAGCAAUAUGAGAAAUUAAAGGUUAAUAAAGAAGAGGCUGAAUUAGCCCACCUUUAUUUCUUACCAAAAGCACAUAAACCAGGAACACCAUUAAGACCUAUAAUGUCUGGUCUCAAAUCUUCAACCAUUGCCACAUCGAAAUGGUUAGAUGGUUUAUUAAGGCCUCUAUUCGAUCGAUUAGCAUCUGAAACAGCUAUAUCGAAUGGGGCUCAAUUAAUAAAACAAGUUGAGAGAUGGUCGGCUACAUAUCUUACACCAGUCACAUCAUUCAUAACAAUGGAUGUUACUAAUUUAUAUACAAUGUUUCCUGAAGAAGGAGGAGUAACAGCCAUAAAAAGAUUAAUUGAAACAUCUGGUUUAAAACAAAUCGAUGGUGUUAAAAAAGAGAUUAUAUUAGCUCUUACCAGAUUUGUUAUAACAAAUAAUUAUUUCUAUCUUGAUGGGUCAUAUUAUAAACGAAUAAAAGGAGGCGCAAUGGGCUCGCCACUCACCCUCACUAUAGCAAAUACAUACAUGUACUUUGUUGAACGUCCAAUAUUCAAAUGGGCUCAAAGAACAUGUUCAUUAUAUUAUAGAUAUAUAGAUGAUUUAUUUAUCAUGUCAAAUGUACAUGCAGAUAUAUUAAAAGGUCUUGGUCCUUUAGACCCUUUGGAAAUAUUUUUAUUUUAG
Rotaria sp. Silwood1 is the source of this 783-nucleotide messenger RNA. Lineage: Eukaryota; Metazoa; Rotifera; Eurotatoria; Philodinida; Philodinidae. The record is from the annotation of a GenBank genome assembly.